This is a messenger RNA of Diceros bicornis minor, 4419 nucleotides long. It is a transcript of the gene SORCS1, whose product is annotated as sortilin related VPS10 domain containing receptor 1. Gene Ontology annotation, biological process: post-Golgi vesicle-mediated transport. Bases 241 to 3747 code for a protein of 1168 amino acids. Gene Ontology annotation, molecular function: protein binding. Gene Ontology annotation, cellular component: membrane; Golgi apparatus. NCBI's taxonomy places the organism in Eukaryota, Metazoa, Chordata, Mammalia, Perissodactyla, Rhinocerotidae. The transcript has 26 exons. The record is from RefSeq and is a predicted model, not a curated record.
UUCAGUUCAGCUCCACCCCCGCGUGGCGGCGGCUCGCUCGGUCCGAACCCGCGCUCGGCACCAGCCCAGCCUGGACAAGCGGCAGCCACCUGCCCCGCGCCGCCUCCGUCCGCCCCCGCCGCGGCCCAACUUGGAUGGAGUUGGGGUCCUGAGCGCCUGUCCCCCACAGCCGGCCAGCGGAGAGCACCGCGCCUCCACCUCCGGUCCGGAACCUUCUCUCCACUCCUCUCUGCUCCUGCGAUGGGAAAAGUUGGCGCGGCCGGCGGCUCCCCAGCCCGGCUGAGCGCGCUUCUCGCCGGCGCAGGGCUCUUGGUCCUCUGCGCCCCGGGCGCCUUCGGCGGCGGCUCUUGCUGUCCCCCGCUGCACCCCAGCUCGGCCCAGCGCUGGGCUCCGACCCCAGGGGGCUUUCCUCACCAGGGACCGCGAGGCAGGGCUCCUGCCACGCCCCUGCCCCUCCUUGGGCGCCCCCUGUUCGCAGUGGCCCCGGGAGACCGAGCGCUGUUCCUGGAGCGGGCCCCCGGCACCGGGGCGUCGGUGGCGGUUGCUCCCCGCUCUGGCCGGAGGAGACGGAGUGCAGCGGAUCAGCAGAAGGCAGAACGGGGAGAAGGCACGAGUAGAAACCCCCGGGGAGUGCUAAGGGACGGAGGGCAGCAGGAGCCUGGGACUCUGGAGCGGGACCCGGACAAAGCCACUCGCUUCCGGAUGGAGGAGCUGAGACUGACCAGCACCACGUUCGCGCUGACAGGCGACUCAGCACACAACCAAGCCAUGGUCCACUGGUCUGGCCACAACAGCAGCGUGAUUCUCAUUUUGACAAAGCUCUAUGACUAUAACCUGGGGAGCAUCACUGAGAGCUCGCUUUGGAGGUCAACUGAUUAUGGGACAACCUAUGAGAAGCUGAAUGAUAAAGUUGGGUUGAAAACAAUUUUGAGCUAUCUCUACGUGUGUCCCACCAACAAGCGUAAGAUUAUGUUACUCACAGACCCGGAGAUUGAGAGUAGCUUAUUGAUCAGCUCAGAUGAAGGGGCAACCUAUCAAAAGUACCGGCUGAACUUUUACCUCCAGAGCUUACUCUUCCACCCCAAGCAAGAGGACUGGAUUCUAGCAUACAGCCAAGACCAGAAGUUAUACAGCUCUGCUGAAUUUGGAAGAAGGUGGCAGCUUAUCCAGGAAGGAGUCGUACCAAACAGGUUCUACUGGUCUGUAAUGGGGUCGAACAAGGAACCAGAUCUUGUGCAUCUAGAGGCCAGAACUGUGGAUGGUCAUUCCCAAUAUCUAACUUGCCGAAUGCAGAACUGCACAGAGGCCAACAGACAUAAACCUUUCCCGGGCUACAUUGAUCCAGACUCUCUGAUUGUCCAGGAUGAUUACGUGUUUGUUCAGCUGACAUCAGGAGGACGGCCACAUUACUACGUGUCCUACCGAAGGAAUGCAUUUGCCCAAAUGAAGCUGCCCAAAUAUGCUUUGCCCAAGGACAUGCAUGUCAUCAGCACAGAUGAGAAUCAAGUGUUUGCAGCGGUCCAAGAAUGGAACCAAAACGACACGUACAACCUCUACAUCUCAGACACCCGUGGUGUCUACUUCACCCUGGCCUUGGAAAAUGUCCAGAGCAGCAGAGGCCCUGAGGGCAACAUCAUGAUCGACCUCUAUGAGGUAGCAGGGAUAAAGGGAAUGUUCUUGGCUAACAAGAAGAUUGACAACCAAGUGAAGACUUUCAUCACAUAUAACAAAGGCAGAGACUGGCGUUUGCUGCAGGCACCAGACACGGAUCUAAGGGGGGACCCUGUUCAGUGCUUACUGCCCUAUUGCUCACUACACCUUCACCUUAAGGUCUCUGAGAAUCCCUACACAUCGGGGAUCAUUGCCAGCCGAGACACAGCUCCCAGCAUCAUAGUGGCUUCAGGUAAUAUAGGUUCUGAAUUGUCAGAUAGCGACAUCAGCAUGUUUGUCUCUUCAGAUGCAGGGAACACUUGGAGGCAGAUCUUUGAAGAAGAGCACAGUGUUUUGUAUCUGGAUCAAGGUGGAGUCCUGGUUGCUAUGAAGCACACAUCUCUCCCAAUUCGACAUCUCUGGUUGAGUUUUGAUGAAGGGAGAUCUUGGAGCAAAUACAGCUUUACAUCCAUUCCACUUUUUGUGGAUGGGGUUCUGGGUGAGCCUGGGGAAGAGACUCUCAUCAUGACAGUGUUUGGACACUUCAGCCACCGCUCUGAAUGGCAGCUGGUCAAAGUGGACUACAAGUCCAUUUUCGAUAGACGGUGUGCCGAGGAGGACUACAGACCCUGGCAGCUGCAUAGCCAGGGGGAAGCAUGCAUCAUGGGAGCAAAAAGGAUAUAUAAGAAGCGUAAAUCAGAGCGGAAAUGUAUGCAAGGAAAAUAUGCAGGAGCUAUGGAAUCUGAACCGUGUGUCUGCACAGAGGCUGAUUUUGACUGUGACUAUGGUUAUGAGCGACACAGCAACGGUCAGUGCCUCCCAGCAUUUUGGUUCAAUCCAUCUUCUCUGUCGAAGGAUUGCAGCUUGGGGCAGAGUUACCUCAAUAGUACCGGGUAUAGGAAGGUGGUUUCCAAUAACUGCACUGAUGGAGUGAGAGAACAGUACACUGCCAAACCGCAAAAGUGUCCAGGGAAGGCCCCGCGAGGACUCCGGAUCGUCACUGCUGAUGGAAAGUUGACAGCGGAACAAGGGCACAAUGUUACUCUCAUGGUACAAUUGGAAGAGGGUGACGUUCAGAGGACACUCAUCCAAGUGGACUUCGGUGAUGGCAUCGCAGUGUCCUAUGUCAAUCUCAGCUCCAUGGAAGACGGGAUCAAACACGUCUAUCACAAUGUGGGCAUUUUCCGAGUGACCGUGCAGGUGGACAACAGUCUGGGGUCUGACACCGCCGUCCUGUACUUACAUGUAACUUGUCCCCUGGAACAUGUACACCUGUCUCUUCCCUUUGUCACCACAAAGAACAAAGAGGUCAACGCAACUGCAGUGCUGUGGCCCAGCCAAGUGGGCACCCUCACUUACGUGUGGUGGUACGGAAACAACACGGAGCCGCUGAUCACCUUGGAGGGAAGCAUAUCAUUCAAGUUUACUUCUGAAGGAAUGAACACCAUCACAGUGCAGGUCUCAGCUGGGAAUGCCAUCCUACAAGACACGAAGACCAUCGCAGUGUAUGAGGAAUUCCGCUCUCUUCGCCUGUCCUUUUCUCCAAACCUGGACGACUACAACCCGGACAUCCCUGAGUGGAGGAGGGACAUCAGCCGAGUCAUCAAAAAGUCCCUGGUGGAAGCCACAGGGGUUCCAGGCCAGCACAUCUUGGUGGCAGUGCUCCCUGGCUUGCCCACCGCUGCCGAGCUCUUUGUCUUGCCCUAUCAGGAUCCAACAGGAGAAAACAAAAGGUCAGCCGAGGACCUGGAGCAGAUAUCAGAACUACUCAUCCACAAGCUCAACCAAAACUCAGUGCACUUUGAGCUGAAGCCUGGGGUCCAAGUCCUUGUCCAUGCAGCCCACUUAACAGCAGCCCCACUGGUAGACCUCACUCCAACCCACAGUGGAUCCGCCAUGCUGAUGCUGCUCUCGGUGGUGUUUGUGGGGCUGGCGGUGUUUGUCAUCUACAAGUUUAAAAGGAGAGUAGCUUUACCCUCCCCUCCCUCCCCUUCUACUCAACCUGGUGACUCAUCUCUCCGAUUGCAAAGAGCAAGACACGCCACUCCACCUUCAACGCCAAAGCGGGGAUCUGCUGGGGCACAAUUUGCAAUUUAAGGAAAACCCCCAAAGGCUACAGGCGACCUGCUGAUCAGGAAAGAAUUUCGCUCUUGUCAAGUGCAUCAUCCUUAAUGACCACUAACUUUAUGUUUUUUUUCUUUCCUUUGUUGUUCUGUUUCCUAUUUCGCCAGGAAGUAUUUCCAUAGUUGCUGAGAAUCAAAGCACAAAAGAAAUCCCUACCUAUGUAAAUGUUUGAAUGGAGGACGCCAGUAAAAACAAAAACAAACAAAAAAUAAAAUAAAAACAAUCAAAGUCCAAACAAACAAACAAACACUCACUGCAUCGGGACUUUUUAAUUCUUCAGACACAGACAACAAGGGUUUUUAGCUUUAAGCCUGUGCAUGUGGACAAUACCUUGAGAACAUGCUUGGAGGGCAGUGUACAGGUGCUGUAUUUUACUGGAAAAACACUCCCCUCCCCCUUUCUUCUUCUCUCUCUUUUUUCUGAUCGGUCGUGUUUGUAGAAAAUUCAUAACAUAUAAAAAGCCAAGGAAAUCUGCAUGUAUUUUUGGAAAUAUUCUUGGCUCUAGAUUUAACAGCUAUUUUAGCACUAUAGGCUGGUGGGUGGAUUAGCCAACCCCAGCCCCUUUCAUAAGACACAAAGACAUGCACAGGAGUUUGAAACCCUGAGCUGUUUCUCUGUUCCAUUUUCCUUGUUGCCAUUUUCCCU